CCCACAUCCCCUCCCUCUCCCCCAUGUUUACUUCAAUUUGCGUUUUACACCCAUGUCCUUGACAGCACCACAAGGCUGACUACGACAUCCUUCUCGACUUCAACGUCAUGGCCAUCUACACCGAUGCUGCGCCGUCGGUGGCCGGCAGUGUCAUUAUGCUGACGACGCUCGCCUUUUUAACUUUUCUCGCCCGGGUAUACUGUCGAGCUACCCGGAAGUCAUGGGGGGUGGAAGACUGGAUCAUGUCAGGCGCGUUGGUUCCGUUUGCCGUACUGGUGGCUGGAUGUGUGGGAGGUGCAUUCAAUGGGAUCGGGAUACAUAACUGGCGGCUGGAACAGCCGGAGAACGUGCACUACCAGGCGGACGGCAAGAAGUUCUUCCUCAUUUUCGAAGUUGGUUACUGUGCUGCCAUUAUCCCGAUCAAGCUCAGUAUUAGCUGGAUGUUGAUUCGAGUCGCGGAGGGGCGCAAGGUUUACCUCUACAUCCAAUAUGUGGUCAUCGCAAUUUUUGUGAUUAUGAACAUCAUCGCAUUGAUCUUCAUCCUCAUCAAUUGCGUCCCUGUCGAUGCUGCCUGGAAUGAGGAGGCACUUAAGAACGGAGGCCACUGCCAGCCUUCCCACGUCCUUGCCGAUGUGUACUACGCCUGCACGGCUGUGAAUAUCUUGACCGACUGGGUGACUGCUUUGCUGCCUGUUCCCUUGCUCUGGAAUGUCCAGAUCAACCGCAACACCAAGAUCUCGAUCGUCGGACUGAUGGGCCUCGGUAUCUUUGCCUCGAUGUCAGCAUGCGUUCGACUCAAGUACACGGUCGCCGUAACGGCGCAAUCCGACUACCUCUUCGGCUUGGCAAACGUGGUGAUCUGGGGGUUCGCGGAGAACGCGAUAGGUAUGAUUGUCGGGAACAUCGCGACGCUGCGUCCCUUGUUCCGCAUCCUGCGCGAUCGAAAAACCUCCGAUUACAAGAACUACAAGCGAUCGCCUGGCUUCAACAGCUCGCACCAUACCGGCGCCGGCGGCGUGUUCUCGCGCACCUACGAGCUCGCCGAGCAUGGCAAGAACCCCACCCACAUCACCACGAGCACUGUGGCUGGAGACGGCCGUCAACACAGCUUCAGCGACGGGGACAGCGACCGACAGAUCCUCGAGGACGGGCAGAGGCCCGGCGAAGCUGAUAUCGUCGUCAGUCGACAGGUCAUCGUGGCGUAUGGCUAACAUUAUGGAUUGGGAUCGGUUGGAGUUGGGUCUGGAAGGGCGGCUAUCUGGG
Messenger RNA from Aspergillus homomorphus CBS 101889, 1263 nucleotides. RefSeq lists its product as uncharacterized. NCBI's taxonomy places the organism in Eukaryota, Fungi, Ascomycota, Eurotiomycetes, Eurotiales, Aspergillaceae. The transcript is spliced from 5 exons. The record is from RefSeq and is a predicted model, not a curated record. Bases 108 to 1211 code for a protein of 367 amino acids.